This is a messenger RNA of Psilocybe cubensis, 1593 nucleotides long. RefSeq lists its product as uncharacterized. The record is from RefSeq and is a predicted model, not a curated record. The coding region runs from base 1 to 1593 and encodes 530 amino acids. The transcript is spliced from 11 exons. Gene Ontology annotation, molecular function: monooxygenase activity; iron ion binding; oxidoreductase activity, acting on paired donors, with incorporation or reduction of molecular oxygen. Lineage: Eukaryota; Fungi; Basidiomycota; Agaricomycetes; Agaricales; Agrocybaceae.
AUGAGUAUCUCCACGUCCGUUAUCUACGUCGUUUUGGCUAUAUGGGCAGCGAAGAAGCUGGCAAGCCUACUACUUUUCAAUGCCAAAAGGUCACCCUAUCCUCCUGGCCCCAAACCGCUGCCUUUGCUGGGGAAUAUUUUUGAUAUUCCUCCUAACAAAUUUGCGCAGACAUACGCUGAUUGGGGAAAAAAAUAUGACAGUCCCAUUCUUCAUGCGGAAGCUCUAGGAAACCACCUUCUAAUCCUCAAUAAACGCGAGGAUGCAAUUGAACUUCUCGAGCAGCGCGCAAAAAUAUAUUCCGACAGACCUCAGAUGCCAAUCAUCAAACUUAUGGGAUGGGAGUAUAAUGUAGCACUCUUAAGCUACGGCGAUGAAUGGAGACAGCAUCGGAGGAUCUGCCAACAAAACUUCAACCCCCAAGCAUCUCUGAAAUAUGAAUCGAUACAAAUGACUAAAACUCAUCAAUUCCUUCAAGCCCUCCUCAAGACGCCGAAAGACUACGAUGCUCAUAAUAACGUCCUUUCCAUCGGUCUGACAAUGGCCAUGAUGUAUGGUUAUGACAUCAAAUCUCCUCACGACCCAGUCAUUGAAACCGCGGAAGCGGCUACUAUCCUUGGAGGUCGCCUCAUGGCGCCUGGCGGUAGCCUCAUCAAUGUUUUUCCUCUUCUUCGUCAUGUCCCACUAUGGUUCCCUGGAGCCAUAUCGCGAAAUGCGGCCGAAGAAGUGAAAAGGUUAACCAACGAAGUGGUGAGAAUCCCAACGGAAUUUGUAAAGAAAAGCUUGGCGGAUGGAACUGCUGUGUCGUCUCUAGUCACUGAUUUUUAUGAGAAAAAGUAUGCCGGUGGUGGAUCUGACGAAGAGGAGUUUAUAAUCAAGAAUGUUGCCUAUACAGUCUAUGGUGGUGAGUGUAUUAUCGUGAUAUCACGGAGGUCUAAGGAUGAACAUAUGUACCCACUUAAAGCGGCUUCGGAUACUACGAUAUCCGCAUCUGGGACCUUCUUCCACCAAAUGGUUCUCAAUCCGGAAAUUCAGAAAAAAGCGCAGGCCGAAUUAGAUCGCGUACUGGGAACAAAAAGACUUCCGACAUUGGCGGACCGCAAGUCUCUGCCUUACAUUGAGGCCAUCUAUCGGGAAGUCUUGCGCUUCAAACCUCCUAUUCCCAUCAGUGUACCGCACUCUGUCACUACCGAUGACACAUUCAAGGGAUACUUUAUUCCUGAAGGCACCACUGUUUUCCCCAAUAUUUGGGCUAUGACACAUGAUGAAGACGUUUAUCCAGAACCAUUCGCAUUCAAACCUGAAAGAUUUUUCGACGAAAACGGCAAGCUAAAUAAUGACGAUAGGGUUCUGGCGUAUGGUUUUGGACGCAGGAUAUGUGUUGGUAAAGCGAUCGCCAGCUCUUCAUUGUGGCUACAAAUCGCGUCUGUUCUUGCCUGCUUUACCAUUGACAAAGCCAAGGACGAAAACGGCAACGAAGUCGAAAUUAAUAACGACUACGAAGAGUCCGCGUUGCUUGUGCGCAAAUGCAAGUUUGAUUGUGAAUUCAACGUCCGUUCCCCCGACUUCGAGAGACUCAUUUUGGAAUCGUCUUAA